AUGGAAAUUAAGUUUAAUGAAAAUGAAAAAUUGCAAUCACACUGUACACAAAUGGAGGAAUUGUUUACACAACUCAAAAACGGAGGAUCCACCCUGUCAGAGGAAGAAAAGUGUCAACUUUGUCAAAGAGAGAUUGCUGGGGGAAGAGGAGAAAAGAAAGAAAACAAAAUCAGAGGAGAACAGCUGUCAACAAUGCUUUCCUGUGCUACAACUGGUGUUUGCCGGGCCAUAAGAAGUUUCAAUGCCGUAAUAGAGGGAGAGGACGUUACGGACCAGCCCGAGGAGGUAAUGCAGGACGAGGGCGUGGACAUGGCAGAGGACGAGGACAAUAUAGGGGACACCACCAUGAAAAGAACCAUCACACAUUCCUGUCAACAGUUGAAGAAGAGGAGGCACCGCUGUGUAUUAGUGAGAAAAGAGUCUUAUUUUACUAUUAAAAAUGUUUAUUAUGUCCCUGAUUUAAGAAAGAACUUAUUGUCAGUAUUUAAAAUGGAAAACCAUGGCUUUAGAGUAGAAUUUUACAAAGGAAAGAUCCGAAGCACGGCCAGCAUCCGCAGCACCAUCCCCAGCACCACCAGCAUCGCCGGCGAUAAACCAGCAGCCACGUGGACCGCGUACGCGAGGAGGUCGCCGUGGGCGACGGGGCCUGCGUACGCGGGGUGGACGUCGUGUGGGUGGGUCACCACAGGUGCCUGUGGUGGACGAGGUGCCUGUGGUGGACGAGGUGCCUGUGGUGGACGAGGUGCCUGUGGUGGACGAGGUGCCUGUGGUGGCUGGCCCCACGGGGUUACAGCCACCUGCAGUGGCUGGCCCCUCAGGGCUACAGUCACCUGCAGUGGCUGGCCUAUUACCAGCAAUGAGAAGCGCGAGGCAGCGGGGUCGUGGACGGGUCCACCAACGCCCGGGCCCUUACAACCU
This is a messenger RNA of Brenthis ino (lesser marbled fritillary), 918 nucleotides long. NCBI's taxonomy places the organism in Eukaryota, Metazoa, Arthropoda, Insecta, Lepidoptera, Nymphalidae. The record is from the annotation of a GenBank genome assembly.